CAGUGCAGUUGGUAUACUUCCUGAGAUCAGUCAGCUUUUCACUGAGUGGUUUUUCUGUGUUGAUUCCUAUUCUAAAAGGAGAAACAUUCACAACUGUAUCCACCAUCAAUGAUAGCUCAUCGUUAUUUUUUAAAGCAUUUGUUUGUGUGGCAGAAACCCAUAUUUUUUCAAUCAAACCAGGUAAUGAAUCCAACGAUUUUUUGGAUAUCCCUAGUUGAUAGCAUCCUAUAACCAUGUCUAAAGACGCAACCAGCAUGGUUUGGGACUACCUAGUCUUCGUAAUUUUCGUAUUAGCCAGCACAUUCGUGGCAGUCUAUUCGAAAUUCUUCGGACCCAAAGAGAAAACGAAAGCUGACUAUGUUUUCGCAGCUGGAAAAGUCUCCAUGGCAGCCAUGAUGUUGAGUAUAGCCAGAGGAACGCUAGGAGUCAGAUCGUUUCUAGGUUACCCCUCAGAGCUGUUUUACAGAGGUGCCACCAUGUGGGAAACCCUCUACGGUAUGGUCCUCGCAUACCCCAUCGUCUGCUUCGUCUUCGUGCCGGUGUACUUCAGCCUUAGCAUCACCUCGGUGUACCAGUACCUCGACCUGCGCUUCAAGUCCCGCCUGGUAAGAUGUCUGGCCAGCGGUACCUACGUGCUGAGGCAGCUGAUGAACCAGGGAGUGACGGUGUUCACCCCUUGCGUGGCCCUCAACACGGUCAUCGGGAUACCUUACUGGGCUUCGAUCACUGGCAUCUCGUUCGUCAGCAUCAUCUUCAAUAUUUUGGGUGGAUUGAAAGCUGCUAUUUGGGCAGACGUUAUGCAAGGUUUGACGAUGAUUGUGGUCUGCAUGGCCAUAAUCUUUCAAGGCUGCUUCGAAGCAGGCGGUCCAGCCAGAGUCAUCGAAGUCAACCAUAGGGAUGGAAGACUCGACUUCUUCAAUUUCAGUUUUGAUCUUACCAAGAGAGUGACAACAACUUCAGCCAUCAUCGGACAACUUUUCAUGUCCCUCUCCAUUUUUGGAUGCCAACAAAACUUCGUCCAGCGGUAUUGCAGUAUGGACUCCCAGAAGCAAGUGACGAAGACCCUCAUGUUCAAUAUUCCAGUCAUCACAGUCCUGUUCAGCUUGUCUUGGGUAGUGGGAAUGGUCGUUUACGCAGUAUAUGCUGAUUGUGAUCCCCUGUCUUCAGGAUACAUAGACAAAUAUGACGAGAUCUUGCCUUUCUUUGUCGAAGAUCGCUUCAGCUACCUACCAGGAAUCCUGGGAUUGUUCAUGGCCAGUCUUUUCAACGGAGCUCUCAGUCUGAACGUAUCGAAUCUUAACUCCCUGGCAACAGUCACAUUCGAGGACUUCAUCAAGCCUAUCCCCAUACUGAGAGACAUGCGAGACUCCAACCAGUUGCUAGCCAUCAAGCUCAUUGGCUGCUUCUACGGACUGGUCAUCAUGGGCAUCAGUUUCGGGGUAGGAAUGAUCAACGGAGUCAUCGAGUCCUCCAUGUUGGUCACUUCUGCCACUUCAGGGCCGCUAUUGGGGGUGUUCAUCAUGGCCAUGCUGAUACCGUGCGCUAAUUGGAAGGGUGCCUCGAUCGGUAUGAUCAUCGGCCAUGCAGUGACCUUCUGGAUAACCUUCGGGGGCCUCACCGUGGAGAAGCCAGCUGCGAUUCCUCUGGACCUCAAUACUGCCAACUGCAGCAACACCUCUUUCAACGAUCACAUCCUGAAGUCCGAGCACAAAGCAGGAGUCUGGACCCCUGCCACUACCCCCAUGCCUUUCUACAUCUACAAUGACACGCAUUAUCUUCUGAACACCACUAGGGCAGCUCCAUCGGAUCCUUUGACACAACUCUACUCGAUAACCUACAUGUACUACGCUUUCAUCGGGACCUUCAUCACCAUCCUCUUCGGCUGGACCAUUUCCUACUUCACCUCCAGCGAAAGUGACAGGUACGACGAAGAGCUGAUCCACCCGAUUGCCAGGAAAAUGGCCAACCUCUUCCCUGGCAAGAAACGGAUCUACUCGCACAAGGAGAAGGUUAUCGACGAGAAAUGCGAGAAGAACGCUUGCUGCAACACUUGCGACAGUGGGUCUUCCAGCACCAGCACCCCAGCUUGCAAAAAAGGUUCCAUUAACCCCACUUUCACCGCUGAGGGUAGCGAUGGGCCGAUAGAUGGUGUGUACAACACGAAGUUGUGAUUUUCGCUAGAGUUGUGAACAGUGAGACACUUAAUGUGUGACGUUUUUACGAUUGUCUGUGAUCUCUAGCUAUUAGAAGUCAUUCACUCAACAGUGGAUGCGUACAGGGCGAUCAUGAAAUAUUUCACGAAUUUUAUUCGGAUUCAGGUGAUGAUUGGACAACGACAACUGAUUCUUCGAAUUAUUUUCACACUCGUGGCAUUUAUGGAGUAUAAAUCAUUCUGAAGAUGUGACGUGGUCGAAUUUACAUCUUCGUUGUCCAAAAAGUAACUGAAAUGAACAUUAUCUCAUACUGAACCUCAACAUUUCUACAACUCUUCCAGUUCUGUUUCACAAAGCUUCAAUUCAAUCCUGAUUCUGAAAUACAAAUGGUACUUUCUGAAAUUGAAUUGACUAUUUUGAGAUGCUUCCUGAAAUACGCAAACACUUCAAGUAUGAGGAAGUUUGGAGGUUUCCUAAUUGUAUCCUAUCUUUCUCUUUCCUAGUGCUCAUGAAAGAGGAAGGUUAUGGUCAUCUCCUCAGACAAAAUUUGAAUAGAUGGCAAUCAACUACUUAUUAUUUCGUACUCUCAAGGGCAUUCAACAAAAAAAGUUGCUACUCCUGAACAAAUAAUGGUGAAAAAAACUUAAUCA
Messenger RNA from Phaedon cochleariae (mustard beetle), 2803 nucleotides. Lineage: Eukaryota; Metazoa; Arthropoda; Insecta; Coleoptera; Chrysomelidae. The record is from the annotation of a GenBank genome assembly.